UAAAAGUGCGUCGUCUCUAUGGCUGCGGACGACGCAUUAGUAAUCCUGCCGCUAGCUCGGAACCUGUUCGGUUUUUAUUUAUUUAUUUGUUUUAUUUGUGAUAUCUAAUGACAGCUGCUCCGUAAUGACGGGCGAGAGCGGAGAGAAAUUUUGAGUGGUCCGAAACCAGGUCAAUCGCCGUGUUACAUCGACUCUGCGCCAUGUUUCACAAGGAAAAGAGCAUCCAGAUCAAAAACAGCGCGUCGGCGCUGUACAACAACCUGAGCGUGCUGCGCAUCGCUCCGAGGCGCCUCACCUACUUCACCGUUGUCCACGCCAACGUUGUGAACAUGGUCAGCGCGUCGUGGGACGGCCUCAACUACUCGCACCGCCAGCUGCAGUCCAAAGAGCCCAACGUUGCCACAAGCACGUCGCUCAUCAUGCAGGCAGCUUUCUGUGUUUUACCCUCCCGUGAUCUGCUGGUGGUGUCGUCUCAAAAAGGCAUCCAGAUGUAUGAAUCUGAUGGCUCAAUCAUGGUGUACUGGCACGCACUGGACACGCCGGAAGCACCCACAGAACAGGCAGUGUUCGCUCGAGGAAUAUCGGCUGUCUCUGACAACUACAUAUGUGUUGGCGUUUCCUCUGGAGCGGUUCUGGUGUUUGACGUUCCCAGUAAAGGCAGCAACAUCACCCUGUCUGAGGUGCUGGAGGAGCACAAGGAGGCCAUCACUGACAUCGCUGCGGAGUGUUCUGGCAGCCAGGAGCGCCUAGCCAGUCUGGUCACUGCGGAUGACGGCGGCAACAUUUGCGUGUGGAAGUCUGGGGAGGAAUUUCAACUUCUAAACAAGAUCCCUGGCUUGGACAUCACCUGCUCAUCUGUGAAGCUGUGGAAAGGCACAGUGUUGGCGGGCUACGGCAAUGGCCAGAUCCGUCUCUACGAGGCAGUGACGGGAAUCCUUCACGCUGAGGUCAACGCUCAUGCUCGCUGGAUCUACUCUCUGGACGUCGCUCCCUUUUCCGGUCUGCUUCUGUCUGCUGCCGAGGAUUCCUUUGUCAGGGUUUGGCACCUGGCUAUGACGCCGGAGACCAACAGUGUGGAGAUCGCCCACUUACACAACGAAUGUGUGACAGAUACGCAGAUUUGCGGCGCUAAAUUCUGUGAUGGAGACGGUUAUGCUUUUGCAGUGACAGGUUAUGAUCUGAGUGAGAUCAUUCGGUACGUGCAAUCGUAGGUCUUUGUCGUCUUUAAGGCUAAGGGUAUAAAUGUGAAUUUGAAAUGUAGUAUUUUUUAUAUAAAAUGCAUGUUGAACAUUGGAUCUUUGUAGUGGAGAAGAUUUUCAAAUAAUAAUAAUAAAAAAAACUUUUCUCUAUAAUUCAUGUAUAAACUUUAUGUUGGUGUAGUUCUGUUUAUUGUUACAAAUGCGAUAGUAAACACUCCAUGAAGACUGA
Molecule: messenger RNA, 1428 nt
Organism: Fundulus heteroclitus (mummichog)
Lineage: Eukaryota; Metazoa; Chordata; Actinopteri; Cyprinodontiformes; Fundulidae
Gene: wdr54
Product: WD repeat domain 54
Exons: 10
Coding region: 201-1211 (336 amino acids)
Biological process (GO): cilium assembly; cilium-dependent cell motility; sperm axoneme assembly
Molecular function (GO): protein binding
Source: RefSeq, a predicted model, not a curated record